UCAUUUCAUCAUCCAUUAAGGCAUUUAGCCGUUAUAUAAAUCCUUCACACCCUUCAUUCCACACCAUUCCUUCGUUUCCUCAGCUUUGCUUUACACAUUUCAACACCUUACUGAUUUGGUUUAAUCCUUAUUUUAUUUCCGAAGAUGAAGAACAAAGCAACUGGGUUGUUGAAGCAGUUAAUAGCAGGUUUAACCACAAUGGCUAAGGCCAAAACCAUGGCUUUAAAGAGCAAAACAAAAGCCAUCAAGGCUCGCCUCGUCAUUUUCUCCUUGCUUCAAAACAGGAAGUUUUUGAUGAGCUCAUUCUCCGAGAAGCUGAAUGCUUUGAUGGGGCACAAUGAUAAAAUCUCCAAAGAACUAGAAGAUGAUGAUUGUGGAGAUCAGCAAGGCCAAGCAAUCGUUCUUUACAAUAGUAAUAAUGCCAUGUGGCUUCCAAGUACAGCAGAGACCAAGUAUGAUGAUCAAGAAGAAGAAGAAGAAGAGUAUGGUGAUGGUGAUGGUGAUGAUGGGGAGGCGGAGGCGGAAGAAAAAUACCCGGACCUUACUCACUCGCUGUUCGAGUCGGGGGAAAUGGAGUUGGGGGAUCCAGGAAGUUCGGUGAUAGAUAUAGUGAAGAACUCAAAAACAGAUAAAGGGGAGGAGUUUAGGUUGGAAGACGAGAUAGACCGAGUAGCUGACUUGUUCAUAAAAAGGUUCCAUCGACAAAUGAGACUGCAGAAGCAGCUUUCUUUGAAGAGACGUCAAGAAAUGAUGGAGACGAGCCUCUAAUAUGUAAUACAUGGAUGUAUGGAUGUAUGUAGUAUUUUAAACUAUUAUACGAGGAAGAACAAAUGCUUUCUCUUUGUAACCAAAACAAAAUCCAUAAAGGUUUUGUAGAUUUUCUUUUCUUUUUUUUUUAGAAAGGUUGCUAGAAUAAAUUUUACUAAUAAGUAAACAAAAGAAA
Gossypium arboreum is the source of this 943-nucleotide messenger RNA. RefSeq lists its product as uncharacterized. The transcript has a single exon. The coding region runs from base 145 to 768 and encodes 207 amino acids. The record is from RefSeq and is a predicted model, not a curated record. NCBI's taxonomy places the organism in Eukaryota, Viridiplantae, Streptophyta, Magnoliopsida, Malvales, Malvaceae.